This is a messenger RNA of Neospora caninum, 1152 nucleotides long. RefSeq names its product u3 snoRNP protein, related. Bases 1 to 1152 code for a protein of 383 amino acids. Gene Ontology annotation, molecular function: small ribosomal subunit rRNA binding. The record is from RefSeq and is a predicted model, not a curated record. NCBI's taxonomy places the organism in Eukaryota, Apicomplexa, Conoidasida, Eucoccidiorida, Sarcocystidae. The transcript has 7 exons. Gene Ontology annotation, cellular component: nucleolus; small-subunit processome.
AUGAAAAUCAGUCGCCGCAAACAGUUCAAACGCGUCAUGCGUUUCUACUCCGUCGGUUUCGGCAUCAAAGAGCCCUUCAAAGUCCUCGUGGACGGGACGUUCUUGACUGCCGCGCUGAAGCAUCGCCUCUCUCUCGCUGACAGGCUUCCCCUCCUCCUCGGAGGGCCGUGCACAAUAAUGGUAACGCCGUGCAUCGUUACCGAACUUCGGCAGCUGCCUCGAGAGAAGAGCGUCGGCGCCAUAGCAGCAUGCAAACGCCUUCGUCGCUUCAAAUGUGGACACGACCUCGACGACGCGCGUCGGCACCUGGUGUCGCUGCCAGCGAAGGACGAGCGAGAGGAGAGAGACGAAGAGAACGGCGAAAACGAAGAGAGCGGCGAGUCGGAGGAGGCGGAGAGGCAAGUGGAGAGCGCGGAAGACGGCGCAAGUGACCAAGAGACCGAUUUGCCUCGGCGGGAGAAAUUUUCGCUUCACCCGGCUCUGGCCGCCUUCCGAGCUCGGCAACAGGAGGAGCAACUCGGCGUCGUCUUUUCCAAGAAAACCAGAAGCGUCUCUUCUUCCGAGAAGGAAGAUCGCGGAUGGAAAGAAGCGGAAAGCCACGAGGCAGCUGGAGGCACGGUUUUCUGCGCGGACGCCUUUCGCUGCAUCUGCCGCGUGGUCGGGCAGAAAAACCCGUCCAAGUUGUGUGUAGCUACACAGGACCGCCAGCUGCGGGAGAAGCUGAGGCAAGUGUCGACGGGGGGCGAGGAAGAAGCGGAACAAAUUCCGGGCGUUCCUCUCAUCUUCCUGUACAAAGGCGGCAUUCUGCAGCUGGAACCUCCCACUUCGAAGACGCGCGAGAAACACAAAGUGGAGGAAAGGAAGAAGCUGAGGAUGGGGAAGGAGGAACGGCGUCUCUUCCACGAAACGCGGCGGAAAGUCAAGGCGCAAAACGCGGGCGGCCCCACCGGCGGCACCUCGUCUCCGUCCGUGGCGCUCCGUGGCACAGAGAAAAAGAAGAAGAAAGCGCGGAAAGGCGUCAAUCCUCUCUCCUGCAAAAAGACACACAAAACCAUCGUCAACCUGCCGAAGACAAAGGCGAAGAAGACGCGCUCUCGAAGAAAGAAGGGGUCGGCGGUUGGCGCAGCCGGAGCCGGCUCCACGUCCUCGUAG